AUGGGGAACUGCUUGUACCCGCUGGAGAAGUGGGAAGCAGGCCUCCCCUCCAACUCCUCGCAGACAGGCUCCCUCCAGGUGGAUGCGGCCGAUCUGAAUACGCUCAACUACAGCUACACGGAAGGCGACGAGGACUUCUACGACGACCUGGACCUCAACCUGGUGGCCCCUUGCCGGUCUUGCCACCUGCUGGGCCCCUCCUCGCUGCCCUUCUUCGGCCUGGUGAGCGCCCUGGGCCUGCUGGCGGCCGCCGUCGUGCUGUACGGCCUGCUGGGCGGGCCGGCCCGCCGCUGGCACCUCCCCCGAGCCCGGGCGCUGCUGGUGCAGCAGGCCGGGGCGUGCGCCCUGUGCGCCGCCGUGCUGCCCGCCCUGGCGCCCGGCCUGGGCUGGCCGCUCCCUCUCUGCCGGCCGGCCGUCGGGGCCUGGUACGCCGGCGCCUUCGCCCAGGCCCUGCUGGUGGCCGGCGGGUCCUGGCUGCGGCCGGAGCCCGGCCGGACCCAGCUGGUGGCCUUGUCCGCCGCGGCCUGGACGGUGUCGGUCCUCCUGGCCUUGCCGGCCGCCGGCUCCGCCCGGUCGAGCCCGGGCCUGUGCGCGGCUCAGCCGUCGAGCCAGCAGCCGGGCUGGGGCUGGGCCCUGGCGGCCGUCUGCGCCGCCGCCUUCCUGCUGCUGCCCCUGGGGCUGGGCGCGGGCUGGGCCGUGCGGAGGGCCCGGGGCCAGGGCCACCUGCCCCGAGCCGACCCGCUCUGGGCCUGGUUCGCUCUCUGGGCGCCCCACGGGGUCGCCGUGCCCGUCGACGGCCUGGUUCGCCUGGGGGCCGUGCUGCCCUCCUGCCGCGCCCAGCAGGCCCUCGACGUCGCGGUGGACCUCGCCCUGGGGCUCACUGCGCUGCACUGCCUGGCCGCUCCACUGCUGCUGCUGCUGCUGCUGCUGCUGCUUCUGCGGCGGGGACAGAGACAGACCCCCGACGGCGCCCCCACCGGGGUCCAGCCGGGGGAAGGGGACGCCAUGGGAUCAGAGGUCAAUGACUCACUUGGACCUGUUGGCAGUUUACCCUCCUCGCUUCCUUACUGGGCCCUGGCCGACGCCCUGUUUGGGAAGAUUGGGGAGGAGGAAGGGGAAGGAGGCCCUGUCCAAAGGAGGUUGUGCUAA
Tachyglossus aculeatus (Australian echidna) is the source of this 1149-nucleotide messenger RNA. It is a transcript of the gene ACKR1, whose product is annotated as atypical chemokine receptor 1 (Duffy blood group). NCBI's taxonomy places the organism in Eukaryota, Metazoa, Chordata, Mammalia, Monotremata, Tachyglossidae. Gene Ontology annotation, cellular component: membrane. The coding region runs from base 1 to 1149 and encodes 382 amino acids. Gene Ontology annotation, biological process: chemokine-mediated signaling pathway; inflammatory response. The record is from RefSeq and is a predicted model, not a curated record. The transcript has 5 exons. Gene Ontology annotation, molecular function: chemokine binding.